GGAGGAGGACAGGGCACCACAUGGGCGUACAGGCACUCUGCUAGGGGUAGGUGGGCAGGUGCUCAAGGCACGUUUGAUAGACAGACAGGAGUGGUUAUCUCCUGUCCUGCAGAGAUUGCUAAGCUUGGGCUGGGGGCUCAGUUCAGGACCAGCAGUACACAAUGGCAGAGUUCUCGGAGAAAGUUCCCAUUGCCCUGGCAGGGCCUGAAGACGUGGAGCAGUGUCUUCCUCCAGCAUAUACAGCAGUUACAGUGAAACCAUCGAGCAGUGGCCGUCUCCUCCGAAUCGGAGCCGUGGUGCUUAUCUCCGGAGCUCUUCUGCUUCUGUUUGGAGCUAUCGGUGCCUUCUAUUUCUGGAAAGUAAAUGACAAGCAUGUUUAUAAUGUCCAUUACACUAUGAGCAUCAAUGGCAAAGUACAAGAAGGUUCGAUGGAAAUUGAUUCCGGGAACAACCUAGAAACAUUCAAGACUGGAACCGGCAAUGAUGAAGCCGUGGAGGUGCAUGAUUUCCAGAUUGGUAUUACCGGAAUUCGUUUUGCCGGAGGAGAGAAAUGUUACAUUAAAGCUCAAGCUAAGACCCACAUUCCGGAUGUUGACACCGUGACAAAGGAAAGCCUCUCGUUUGAGUUGGAAGAUGAGAUCAUGCCGGCUAAGUUUGACGAGAACUCUCUUAUCUGGGUGGCUGCAGAACAGCCCGUAAAGGAUAACAGCUUCCUGAGCUCAAAGAUCCUGGAACUGUGUGCAGAUCUUCCCAUCUUCUGGCUCCGACCAACAUAUCCCAAAGAAAGUCAAAGAGGUAAAAGGGAUGUCGGAAGAAAAGUUAGACAAACUCAAAACUUAAACCUGGACCAGUUUGAAGCUGCGGCAGAAGAAGUAAACACUAGACGCCAAGGAAACAGGCGCGCUAAAAAAGUAAAUGAAACCCAACCAUCUUCUGAGAGAGAGACACCAUUCAACCCAGAGAAUCCAUAUCAUCUGGAAGGAGAAGGUGGCAUGACAUUUGACCCCAUGCUGGACCACCAAGGAAUAUGCUGCAUUGACUGCAGAAGAAGCUACACCCACUGUCAGAGAAUCUGUGAGCCUUACGGUGGCUACUAUCCAUUUCCAUACAACUAUCAGGGGUGCCGCUCAGCAUGCAGAGUUGUUAUGCCCUGCAGCUGGUGGGUGGCACGCAUUCUAGGAGUGGUGUAACACCAAUGGAAUGGAAAUGAACAGACUGGGAGAAACAAGUGUUUUUAAUGAGAAAAUGCCCAAAACAAAAAGUCUAAAAGAAUAAAGGUCUGAAAAUGUGAUAUGACAUAUAACCUGUUGUAAAUAAAGAACUAAAUUAAUAACAGAUGCCCACAUUCAUUGGGUGGAAUGUGUUGGUUUGAUAGGUACUACACUGUACCUGUAGUGAAUGUGCAAUAAUAGCCUUUAUAGAAAGAUCUGACAUUUUUCUGGACUAGUGUGUUAAUGUAGAAAACGGUCCUGCCUUCAGACAUAUUUGCCAACAUAAUUUAGAGAAACGUUAAUUUCUAAAGGUUAACUUGAUGCGUUGCAGUGUUUCACAUUUCUGUGGCUUGAUGUAAAUAAAUCUAAGUGAAGUUGCACCCUGUUGUUAUUGAAACAGUUCCAUUUCAUCCAGCAAUAACACAUCAUGUAGGCGCACUGCUCGCUGCUCCUUCAGAGCAGUGACUUCAGGAUAUGACAUUACAAUAUUUGAAAAACUAUUUAUAAUUUGACAGUGUAAUAUAUCAUUUACUUUGACAACUUAAGCAUAUUUUCUACCUAUCUGCAAUAAAAUUACUAAUGCCAUUUA
Molecule: messenger RNA, 1800 nt
Organism: Pseudophryne corroboree (corroboree frog)
Lineage: Eukaryota; Metazoa; Chordata; Amphibia; Anura; Myobatrachidae
Gene: CNMD
Product: chondromodulin
Exons: 7
Coding region: 162-1190 (342 amino acids)
Biological process (GO): negative regulation of angiogenesis; negative regulation of endothelial cell proliferation
Source: RefSeq, a predicted model, not a curated record